GCCGGUUAAGAGUCUUGUCGUCUCAUCGGAAGACAAAUGUUGGGUAUCGUCUGGGUGUGCUUCUUAGUGACGCUGGCGUCGGGAGCGCCCGAGGCCGACACCACGCAGGGCCGGCUUCGGGGGAAAUACCGGACGACGCGGGGCAACCGCACAUUCAGCGCCUUCGAGGGCAUUCCUUUCGCUAAGCCACCCUUAGGGGCACUCAGGUUUAAGGCACCGGUCCCCGGGGAUAAGUGGGAUGGGGUCAAGGAGGCUACAGUCAUGCACAACGUGUGCCCCCAGAGGGAUAUCUACAGGAGGACUACGCUGAUCGAGGGAGACGAGGACUGCCUCUAUCUCAAUGUUUAUACGCCACAGGUUGGCAAAUCCGGGACCCCCCUUCCCGUCAUGGUCUUCUUUCAUGGGGGCGGCUGGUUGUGUGGCGGUGGGAAUUCUAUGUGGUACGGCCCUGAAAUUCUUCUUGAUCGUGAUGUAAUUCUUGUUGUUCCCAACUACAGAUUAGGUGCUUUGGGAUUCUUAAGCACAGAAGACGACGUAUGUCCCGGAAACAACGGCAUGAAAGACCAAAAUUUAGCUCUUAGAUGGGUUAAAGACAACAUUGAAGAAUUCGGGGGCGAUGCUUCCAAAGUCUCCAUUUUUGGAGAGUCGGCAGGAGGAGCAAGUGUUCAGUUGCAUAUGAUGUCUCCACUAAGCAAAGGUCUUUUCCAAACGGCCAUUUCUCAGAGUGGCACCGCACACUGCCUGUGGGCGGUGGCCCCUGAGGGUCAAGGGGUUAAAAAUGCCAAAAUGUUGGCGAAAGAAUUUGGUUGUAACACCGAGUCGAGUGAGGCCUUGGUCGAAUGUUUAAGGCAAAUCCCCGCGUAUGAUCUUGUUGCCAAAGACCAAAUUUUUAUGAAAUGGGACACCGAUCCUAUGAUUCCCUUCAAACCGACCAUUGAACCCGACUCGGAGGGUGCUUUCCUAGUCGAACAUCCUACCGAAACCAUGAAAAAGGGUACAUUUAGUGAAGUACCAUGGAUUGUGGGGCUGAAUACCAACGAUGGGGCGCUUCGCGCUGCUGGUAUUUUCGGCAAUCCAUAUUUAAUCGACGAACUUGAUGAAAAGUUUGAUGAAGUCGUACCGAUUUCACUACUCUAUGACGAGACGAGUACUAAGGUUAAAGAAGUGACGAACAAAAUUCGAAAUUUCUACUUCGGAUCAUCGAAAAUUACCGAAAAUUCGCGCUUUGACGUUGUGGAUAUGUAUACUGAUGGGUGGUUUCUGAAUGGUGCUGACGAAGCCAUUCGGUACUAUCUCAAAUAUAGCAAAAAGCCGGUUUAUUAUUAUUUAUUCGGCCAUCGCGGCGUUGCCAGUUUUACCGAAAUUUUCGGAGAUAAGGAAAAGGACUAUGGAGUCUGUCACGCGGACGAACUUCAAUACUUGUUUCCGGUUGGCGAUGGACUUUUCCCAGACAAACCUCCAAGUCAGGAGGACAAAAAAGUUGCCAAAAUUAUGACUACUCUUUGGGUCAAUUUUGCCAAAUUUGGGGAUCCGACUCCAUUUACCAAUGAAGACAUUCCAAAUAAAUGGACUCCUGUCACAAAUGAAGACAUGGACUACUACCACAUCAAUCUAGAUAGCCUGGAAAUGAAGCAAGGCUUAUUUAAAACGCGUACUGAAUUUUGGCGUUCUUUACCUUUACGUGCAACAAACGAAAUAAAAGACGAACUGUGAU
Molecule: messenger RNA, 1714 nt
Organism: Tribolium madens (black flour beetle)
Lineage: Eukaryota; Metazoa; Arthropoda; Insecta; Coleoptera; Tenebrionidae
Product: juvenile hormone esterase-like
Exons: 8
Coding region: 37-1713 (558 amino acids)
Source: RefSeq, a predicted model, not a curated record